Messenger RNA from Sinocyclocheilus rhinocerous, 714 nucleotides. Its product is annotated as secreted frizzled-related protein 2-like. Lineage: Eukaryota; Metazoa; Chordata; Actinopteri; Cypriniformes; Cyprinidae. The record is from RefSeq and is a predicted model, not a curated record. The coding region runs from base 1 to 714 and encodes 237 amino acids. Gene Ontology annotation, biological process: non-canonical Wnt signaling pathway; canonical Wnt signaling pathway. The transcript has 5 exons. Gene Ontology annotation, molecular function: Wnt-protein binding.
AUGCAGCCCGUGGAGUCAGAUCAAAGGUGCGCCGCAGGACAGGCCGCUCGCAACGCUCUCGCUGGAAGCUCAAAUGUGUGUGUCCACCCACAGGCCCGGGCCUUCGUCUGCUCGCUCGUCACUCCCGUCUGCCUCGACAGGUUCAUCCAGCCGUGUCGGAGCGUGUGUAUGGCCGUGAAGGAGAGCUGCGCUCCCGUGUUGGCCUGUCACGGACACGCCUGGCCCGAGGCCCUGAACUGCAACCGGUUCCCCGCGCAGGACGACACGUGUCUGACGCCGCUGCCAAAACACAUCAGCGCCUUCUCCAAACAAUUCCCUCAGCCUGUGUGCCAAAGCUGCCCGUCUGUGGAGGAGGCGCCGUCUCUCAGAACCGUGCUGGACGCCCUGUGCCUCACCGACUUCGCUGUGAAAGUCAAGAUCUCUCGGCGCCGCCUGCUGUCCUCUGAGCCGGAGCUGACGGUGGAAGGCCCGGUGGAGUUCAUCCAGCGCGGCCCGCUGCUCCCGUACGACACGGCCAGUCUGAUCCAGCGCUGGCUGCUCAUCAACCUCAGGUGCGCGCUCUCGCUGGUCCGGCCCGGCCGCGCGCAGCUCUACCUCAUCACGGGCACCAUGCGCGCGAGCGGCUCCAUACAGCUCUCCAGUCUGUUCCCGUGGCUCAAGAAAGACCUGCACAUCGCGGUGGCCGCACACAAAUGGAAGCACCACAAAUGCUGA